This is a messenger RNA of Ambispora leptoticha, 2205 nucleotides long. The record is from the annotation of a GenBank genome assembly. Lineage: Eukaryota; Fungi; Glomeromycota; Glomeromycetes; Archaeosporales; Ambisporaceae.
AUGGCGUUCUUUCCACGUUCUAAACUUAUAAACACCUUAUCUUCCAACUUGAAAUGCUAUUUGUCCACCUAUAAAAGAAGAAACACCGGAUUUCGAACGUUCGCGUCUUUAAAUACACCUAUUGAUACUUCGCCAUCACAAAAUCUAAUCGAGAAAAUAGUUCAAAAAUAUGCAGUCGGAUUACCCCCGGGACAUAAAGUAAGAAGUGGAGAAUUUGUAACGAUACAACCUGAGCAUGUUAUGACGCACGAUAAUACCGCGGCUGUAAUGACCAAGUUUAAAAGUAUCGGUGUACAAAAAUUCAAGUUUCCUCAGCAAGCGGUAUUUACGCUCGACCAUGAUGUACAAAACAAAUCGGAUAAGAAUCUCAAAAAAUACUUUUCUAUCCAAGAAUUCGCCAAGCAACACAACGUAGAUUUCUAUCCUGCCGGUCGCGGAAUCGGCCACCAAAUACUAAUAGAAGAGGGAUACGCAUUUCCAUACACACUAACGGUCGCCUCUGAUUCACAUUCAAACAUGUACGGAGGUGUAGGAUGUCUUGGUACACCGAUUGUACGCACAGAUGCUGCUGCAAUUUGGGCAACUGGGAAAACAUGGUGGCAAAUACCACCAGUGGUAAAAGUUGAACUAAAAGGACAGUUGCAAAAAGGUGCUACCGGCAAAGAUGUUAUUGUCACGUUGUGUGGACUAUUUAAUAAUGAUGAAGUGUUGAAUUGUGCGAUAGAGUUUACUGGGGAUGAAGGGAUUCGGUCACUUAGUUUAGAGGAUCGGUUGACAAUUGCGAAUAUGACUACAGAAUGGGGUGCACUUGCCGGUGUAUUUCCUGUUGAUGAGAUAACUAUUCAAUGGCUUAGACAACGCGUCGCCAAAUUAGAGUUAACUAAAUUCGAGAACGAGAAUUUACUUAAACAUCCCAGUAAUGGUCAACAAUUUAAACAUCCACGUAUUAAUCACGAGAGAAUUGAUGCUAUUGAACGAGAUCCCAUAAAAGCAUCGCCGAAUGCAUAUUAUGCAAAAUAUCUAACACUAGACUUAUCAACACUCUCUCCACACGUCUCCGGCCCAAAUUCCGUAAAAAUUUCUACGCCACUCUCAGAACUCGAAAAGAGAAACAUUGCAAUUAAUAAAGCGUAUCUUUUAUCGUGUGUCAAUUCGCGUGCUACUGAUUUACAUGCCGCUGCACAAGUUAUUCAGGGUAAGAAGGUGGCUGAAGGUGUAAAGUUUUAUGUCGCGGCUGCUAGUAGUGAAGUGCAAAAAGAUGCGGAAAAUAGUGGGGAUUGGCAGAUAUUAUUGGAUGCUGGAGCAAAAGUGUUACCCGCUGGUUGUGGUCCUUGCAUAGGUCUUGGUGUUGGUCUACUAGAAGACGGUGAAGUUGGAAUAUCAGCCACUAAUAGGAAUUAUAAAGGUCGAAUGGGAUCACCAAAUGCACAAACUUAUUUAGCAUCACCAGAGGUAGUUGCUGCAUCUGCUAUUGCUGGAAAAAUAGCAAGUCCUUCUCUGGUUUCGUCCUCAGCCAUGACUCUCUCAUCAUUCAAUUCACACCCACCAAAGAUCUCAAUAACAAUCAACCCCGAAAUUGCAUCAAUAACUUCACCUGUGACACACGCUCAAGAAUCAGCCACACAAACACUAUCGAAUUUCCCGGAAUCUAUUCAUGGUGAACUCUUAUUUUGUCAUGCAGACAAUAUGAAUACCGAUGCGAUAUAUCCAGGAAAGUACACGUAUAUGGAUGAUUUACCAUUGGAAUAUAUGGCAAAAGUUGCAAUGGAAAAUUACGAUCCAAAUUUUCAGAAAAUCGCAAAAUCGGGUGACAUCCUAGUAGGUGGCUUUAAUUUUGGCACAGGCUCCUCACGAGAACAAGCGGCCACUGCCAUCAAAGCCAAAGGUAUACAAUUGCUAAUUGCCGGAUCAUUAUCCGAAACAUUCAAACGCAACGGUAUAAACAACGCGCUGUUACUACUAGAAGUCCCUGAUCUCGUCAACGACCUAAAAAAGAUUAUUGGAACGCGCACACUAUGUCAAAGAACUAACUGGCACGCCAAGGUUCUAUUGACAAAAGGAAUUGUGAUCGUGGAUAGUGCUGAUGAUGGAGAGAAAGUUUAUCGAGUUAAAGGUGGUUCAGGAUUGGGUAGUAGUGUACAAGAGUUGUGGGUGGCUGAUGGACUUGAAAAUUGGAUUAGACAGAGUAUUGUUAAAAAUGUUUAA